This is a messenger RNA of Etheostoma cragini (Arkansas darter), 1036 nucleotides long. RefSeq names its product glutamate receptor-interacting protein 1-like. Bases 1 to 603 code for a protein of 200 amino acids. The transcript has 5 exons. NCBI's taxonomy places the organism in Eukaryota, Metazoa, Chordata, Actinopteri, Perciformes, Percidae. Gene Ontology annotation, molecular function: nuclear glucocorticoid receptor binding. The record is from RefSeq and is a predicted model, not a curated record. Gene Ontology annotation, biological process: neurotransmitter receptor transport, endosome to postsynaptic membrane.
AUGGCACCCAGAUACGGAGGGACGCUCUACUACGUCCCUGUGAACACUCGGUCCAACACCUUGCCCUCUGACCCUCAGCGCCGAGCCUUUGCCAUGAGGAAGAUGAGACAGGAAGUCAAUGAGAUCCUGAACCAGAACCCUGUUGAACUCCACAAGCUGAAUCUAGAGAAGGCCUCGGACCUGGAGGAUUUCGGUUUCAGUGUCUCUGACGGCAUGCUGGACCGCGGCGUCUACGUGAACAACAUCCGACCGGGAGGCCCGGCAGAGCUGGGCGGCCUCCGAGCCUAUGACCGCUUACUCCAGAUUAACCACGUGCGGACCAGGGACUUUGACUGCUGCCUCGUGGUUCCACUCAUCGCCGAGUCUCCAAACCAUCUGGAGCUUGUCAUCAGCCGAAAUCCCACCUCCUCCUCCCUGCUGGCCAAUCACAACAACGGCACCACCAACAGCAACCACUCCUCUCAGCCUAUGGGCGGCGAGCUGGGACCAUCGGAGCUCCCCAUUGGCCCGGGAGAGGAUGGUGGUCCAAUCAAAUGGAGCCAACCGGGAGACAAGCUGGGGGCGGGGCUUGGGUUGGGUCAGGUGAAUAAUAAUUCCUUAUAGUAGACAAAAACUGGAUUUAACCGCUUCUAACCAGACUGGAGGGUUCAACAAGGACAAUACAACUAAGUUGAAUUAAACUGGUUAAGACCUUUCCAAACUGGUUCAGGAUGGACCCCCACCCCCCGUCCCCCCAUGGUGCUACACACACCCUAUGGAGGAACUUUGACCUUUGACCACUAAAGUCUGAACUCUGAACUGCUAAAGCAGCCUGAAAGCACACUGAUGGACCUCCUCACCUUUUCACUUGAACCAGUUCUGCAUACUGGUCCUUCUGGUGUCACUGGAACCAGAAGCAUAACCACUGAUCCGGCUGGAACCAUAGCCAGAGCUACUGGUCUAUGUGGUUUGAGAUUAGUGGGUCUGGUCCUACUCGCCCAGAGCCAUGGGGACUGAUUCUUCUGAAGCCAGAGCCACAGCCAGAGGUUUUGCUGGU